Molecule: messenger RNA, 354 nt
Organism: Ambispora gerdemannii
Lineage: Eukaryota; Fungi; Glomeromycota; Glomeromycetes; Archaeosporales; Ambisporaceae
Source: the annotation of a GenBank genome assembly
AUGUCUUCAGAAUAUAUAAAUUCUCAUUUAACGAAUGUUCACAACCAAUUUCUUUCCGGACAUCCGCUGAAUCUUUCACAUUCUCUUGAGUAUGGAAACAAUUCUCAUUUGAUUGAUUUACAACUGAUGAAUGUUCUGACGAAUCCUUCAAACUCUCCAUGGAAAAAAAUAUCAUUUGAUUUAUCCACGUUUGACGAAUGCUCACAACCAAAUUCUUUCUGGAGGUCCAAUGAAUCUUUCGAAUGUGGAAACAAUUCUCAUUUGAUUAAUUCACAUUUGACGAAUGCUCACAAACAAUUUCCUCCGAGGAACCCUUCAAACUCUCCUUCUGAAUGUGCAAACAAUUCAUGUUGA